Molecule: messenger RNA, 1671 nt
Organism: Nematocida major
Lineage: Eukaryota; Fungi; Microsporidia
Exons: 1
Coding region: 1-1671 (556 amino acids)
Source: RefSeq, a predicted model, not a curated record
AUGGAGAAAAAGAAGCAGACAAGUCUAAAAAUCGGCACUGACUUUGUGCUAUCAGAGCACGAGAACCUCAUUCUUAACGAAAAGAAAGAACUGAUUCCCAUAAAAGAGGACCACGAGUAUUUUGCUCUUUACAAAAUACUAGCAAGAAAUGUAUGGUUGAAUCUCUCGAAUAUCCCGAAUAUAAAAUCAAUUCUGUGUAGUGACUUAAAUAUCAUAAUAACGAUGAAAACAAUAGAAUAUAUAUUGCAAAAUCAAGGAAAGAACAUCAUUGAGUUCAGAGAUGCCGUUUUCGGGCGCUCUGCCUCUGGAGAACAACUCUCCGGGAAAGAGGCAAAGAAGAAGUGCGCUGAGCUGAGUGAAGUUAUCCGAAGAAAUCUGACAGAAGACCAAAUAGACGGAGAACCCACGGCAAAGGCCAUUAUGGAAGCAGAAACUGCAAUACUUGUCCAAGACAUGAAGGAGGCCGUUAAAAACAAAGCUCACGCGUUUGAUUUGAUUGCCUACAUACAAGGGUGCUUGAACAGUGAAUUGAGAUGUUCCAUGCUCUUGCUGCUAAGCGAGAAAUACUAUCCAGCGUAUCUCCUGCAGGAUCUCUGCAGGGAGUACGAAGAGAAACAUUCAGUUAAAGAGUCCGAUGACAUAUACUCGCUGGAACAGUUAUACAGUAUUAACCCGAAUGACCCGAACAAAAUCUUCCUGGAUAUGGUACUGGAUGAAGUACUGAGUACACUAGGACCAAGCAUUCUUGAUGUGAAUAUGCUCUUCACAAGUCGUUAUAAGCUGAAGUUGCGUUUCGUGUCACCAGAUCAUUUGAAGCUGUUCAGAAGCAUCAACUACCACAGAGAAGCGAUCCUCGCUGAGCAAAGAUGGUUCUUCCAGAUGUUUCGAUUCGGCAGAAAAGAGACUGCUCCUAAAAGCAGUAGCCGCAUAUUAGAUCGAAUUGUCAAUAGAUAUAAGGCUGCCCCCAGCAGAGUAAAGAUCUUUAGAAGGUCAGUGAAUCAGACAAUUCUUGAGAUAUUCCUGUGCAAAGACAAAGCAGCAGAAAAGGAAAAACUUUGCAGUGAGGAAAGAGCACUCGAUAAAGAAAUAGAAGAAGUCCAGGCUAAGCUGAAAGAGUCAAACACCACAGAACAGGCCGGGGAGUUGGAAGUGCAGAUUGAAUCCUGCAAUGCAAGAAAGGCCGAAAUAUCCGAGGCUUUAGACGCUCUCAACAGCUACGAAAGGCUGGCUCCUGCUCAGAAGGAGGUCAUAAAGAGGAGGCUGGUGGGGGAUAUGGAAAGACUCGAUGUUAAAUUUAGAGAUGCCGAUGCUCUCAACAACUUCAUGCCGGCCCAUGAGAAGGCAGAGAAUGAGCAGGAAGUUGCACCAGUUGAUGAUAAAGUUCCAGAAGAAAAUACUCCUUCUGCUAUGCCAGUUGAUGAUAAAGUGCCAGAAGAUCAUGCACUUGACUUCGGAGCCAACGGUUCUGUGGAAUUACCGGUAGAUACGAAAGUGAAUGCCGGAGAAAUACCUGCAAACCCAGAGAGUAUAGACCAAAGUUUCUUAUUCAAGAAUAACUUGCAAGUUAUUAUGGGUCUCUUUUUCGGGUUACUCGUGGUUAUAUCUUUUGUGCUCGUGUACACUGAAAUGGGAAACCAAAUAUGUUUUUGGCGAAGGCAUAGUUUCUCGUAG